Molecule: messenger RNA, 786 nt
Organism: Lycium barbarum (goji berry)
Lineage: Eukaryota; Viridiplantae; Streptophyta; Magnoliopsida; Solanales; Solanaceae
Exons: 3
Coding region: 1-786 (261 amino acids)
Source: RefSeq, a predicted model, not a curated record
AUGAAUAACUUCAUUGAUGGUCCAUGGUGCAUGGGAGGUGAAUUCAAUGUGAUUAUGGAUCCGGAUGAGAAGUUGGGUGGCAGGCCUCACAGAACUCAUAAGAGCAUGUAUUUUAUUACUUGUAUGGAAGACAGUGAUCUCAGUGCCAUUGGCUUCAGUGGUCCAAGAUACACAUGGUGCAACAAUUUCCCCCAUAGUAAGAGAGUAUGGAAAAGGUUAGACAGAAUCCUUAUAAAUGAUGAAUGGACACAGUUGUUUCCUCAUAACUCAGUAAGGCACCUCUCCAGAUCUGGGUCUGAUCAUAGACCUGUAUUGCUCAAAUGCUAUAAUGAUCAAGGAAGUAGCAUAGAGACCAACAUUGGUGAUGCUUUUGAACAUGUUCAAACUUGGGAAGCUAAGAUUCAAACUCUAGAGAGCUUAGAUAUGGAACAAAAUGAUGAACAAGAUGGAGAUAAAAACACCAAGUACUUUCACAGUGUCCUUAAAAACAGAAGUAGGAGGCUUCAAAUUUAUAGAAUUAAAAUUCAGAAGGGCAAAUGGAUCCAAAAGGAAAACAACAUCAACAAGGCUAUAGUCAAGUAUUUCAAGAGGCAAUUCAACCUGAACCAUCCUGAAGUUGACAACAAUAUGUUGAACCAAAUCCCAAUGAUCAUCACCGAUGCUGAAAAUGACACACUUACAAAGGUUCCACAAGAGGAUGAAAUCAAACAAGGUGUUUUCAAUAUGAAUAUUGACAUUUCUAUAGGCCCAGAUGGAUUUAAUGAUAUGUUCUUCAAAUUUUGCUAG